Molecule: messenger RNA, 573 nt
Organism: Trypanosoma grayi
Lineage: Eukaryota; Euglenozoa; Kinetoplastea; Trypanosomatida; Trypanosomatidae
Exons: 1
Coding region: 1-573 (190 amino acids)
Source: RefSeq, a predicted model, not a curated record
AUGACUCGUGUUGUUGUUUGCGUUUCGGCCUGCAUUCUUCUUUCGUUGCUCCUGGUGACAGCGGAGCGCGCAACAGUCUCAUCGCCGCAGCAGCCAGCCGUUCGCCCACCUCAUCGGCUCCAUGCGCGGAGGCUUCCGUCAUCCACAGGGUCGCCGUUUUCUGUGUUCUCCGUCUGCGAUGCCGAAAUUGAGCAUUUAUGCCCCACGAACAAAGAAGCGCCACUCAAGUGCCUCCUACAGCAGUUUCUCGAAUCCAGGAACAACGUCUACGCCAGCACCACGACACAGGGCCAUUCUCAACUACCUCAGCACCGACUGACCGCCUUCAGCAAGGAAUGCAGCAGCUGGCUAUGGGGGAGGGAGGAGUGUGUGUCGUAUGUGCGCAUGGCAGGCAAGUGCCACGCCUCUGAGACUGCGCGGGAGUGUCUGCGGCGCAUCCCGGUACGUCAGCUGCCGCCAGCUUGUCGUGACACGGAGUACUACCACGGCGUGCUGCUGUACGGCGUGCUGAAGAGGCAACGACGACAGAUGCAGCGUGACUUCCGGUGGCGUGCUGGCAAGCACUACCGUUGA